Anopheles bellator is the source of this 1256-nucleotide messenger RNA. Its product is annotated as forkhead box protein K1-like. Gene Ontology annotation, molecular function: DNA-binding transcription factor activity, RNA polymerase II-specific; protein binding; RNA polymerase II cis-regulatory region sequence-specific DNA binding. The coding region runs from base 503 to 1237 and encodes 244 amino acids. The transcript has 4 exons. Gene Ontology annotation, biological process: regulation of transcription by RNA polymerase II. Lineage: Eukaryota; Metazoa; Arthropoda; Insecta; Diptera; Culicidae. The record is from RefSeq and is a predicted model, not a curated record.
CUGCAGUAAAAAGUGAAAAGUGUUACGACGGGUGCGAGCUACAUUAUAUCAAACCGUUUUUACACGAAAAAUUUGUGAUUACUUUGCGCUAUUUCUACCUCACAUUGAAAUCAAAGCCAAAACUGUGUAUAAAAACGAUGCUCCUCUACGGAGUUGAGAAAUCAACAUGCAAUGUGGAGUGCUGGAAGAAAUGUAACACAUUGGCUAUAACGUAAACAUUUUGUGCAGAAAUAUACAUUCAAAUACCCCUAACGUUUCCUAAAGCUAUAUGCUCAAAUUCCAUAUCGUGGCUAAAGAUAAAACAGCGAGAUUCUUAGUGCUUGUUCAUGUGAAUUAAAUAAUAAGUUGGCAUACUGGAGUUACGCGUACAUUACGUUACGCUUAGUGGAAGUGAAAUAACUUACAGGCUAAAAGCAGGAACAGUUGCGUAUUGGUGCAGUCGGUUUGGGCUGUUAAUUUUGCUUUCUUCCGUUAUUGCGGGUUCUCAAAUACUUACCGCAGCAUGAUGUCAGGUGCAACGCAAGAUUGUAUACCAUCUCGUGGCAAUGGCGAAGUGAGUGUGAUUAAACCAGAACCGUUGAUUAAUGUUCCGGAUUCGAACGAAUCCUCGCCAGGCAGCAGUAGCCAUAAUAUGCUCGUUGCUACAAGCUAUCAAAUGCAAGUUCCCGCAACUAGUAGCAAUAGUAACAGCAACAACGGUAGUACAGGAGUGUCCUCUUCUCGGCGCUUUUCAACGUCGUUACAAUCAUCAUCACCGGUUUCCUCUCCGUCACCCACCCCGUCCGCCUGUGGUUCUUCAAAGCUGAGCAACGGUUCUGGUAGUUUUAAACCACUGCCGUUGUGUGGUUUAAACAUUGGCAAUAGUCUUAUGGCAACGGCUAAUAACUCAGCUGGUGGUAUUAGUGCUACUGGUAGUAGUAACACGGCGAACUAUCACAAUUUCAUCGGACGGCUGAUCAGUAAGGACAACAUGUUGCUGAUAAGCGAGGACGUUAUCGAAGUUGGUCGCAACUCAUCCAAGUCGCUGGUCGAUUUUCAUGUUGGAAAAAACAGCUUUGUCUCUCGAAAGCACUUCAUCAUUCAACAUGAUAUGAACGACGAGUUUACGCUGUUCUGCCUUAGCAAGAACGGUGUUUUUAUUGACAACGUAUUUCAUCGUAAAAGUGGCGAACCGUACAAAUUACCCAAACUAACUCGUACGGCGGAUUCGAGUGAACUUCUCGUACUCGUUUGUUGAACUCGAUGGUCGGUAUCAC